Messenger RNA from Trachemys scripta elegans, 3986 nucleotides. It is a transcript of the gene RNF10, whose product is annotated as ring finger protein 10. Lineage: Eukaryota; Metazoa; Chordata; Testudines; Emydidae. Bases 379 to 2790 code for a protein of 803 amino acids. The record is from RefSeq and is a predicted model, not a curated record. Gene Ontology annotation, biological process: positive regulation of myelination; positive regulation of transcription by RNA polymerase II. The transcript has 17 exons. Gene Ontology annotation, molecular function: transcription cis-regulatory region binding.
UGUUGGCGACUCGUCGCCAUUACAGGGGAACAGCUACGGUACGCGGUAGCUGUAGGAGCAGCGCCGAGGAGCCCGCGCUGCCUGGGCGGCGCCGACCACCGCAGCCAGUGCCGGGCCCCGCGGGGCUCCCCGUCCCGUUGCCACCCCGACCCCCCCGGAGCCCCGCAGGCCCGGCCCGGCCUCCCCCGGCUCUCUCUGUUUAAGCGGAGCAGCGAGAAGAUGUCGCCAUGAAGGAGGCCGAGUCAGCGCUGCGCCGCCCCUGUCGGUCCCCUUGGCGGGCCAUGAGCCUGGGCCCCCGUCGCCUCCCCGAGCGCCCGUCCUGCCCCCCAGCUCAGCGCCGCUGCCGUCCACUCACCAGCGCCGUCGGGGCGCCCGUUGAUGCUGCAGAGCUCGCCCAGCGCGGCCCCCGCCACAGCCUCCGACAUGGACAAGAGCAGCCCCUGCGGCUCCGGGAUCCCCGGCUCCUCGUCCGGCAGCAAAGGGCAGCAGACCCGCUCCGCCUCGGCCGGGCCGGCCGGGGGGGAAUCUAAGCCCAAAGGCGAUGGAAAGAAUGCAAGUGGAUCCAAACAACGUUACAAUCGUAAAAGAGAAACUUCAUAUUCAAAAAAUGAGAACUUUUCCAGCCAAUCCCGUCGCUCCAAUUCACAGAAAAGCAAAGCUUUUAACAAGAUGCCCCCUCAGAGAGGGGGCACUGGGGGAAGUGGCAAACUUUUUAGCUCUUGUAAUGGUGGAAGACGAGAUGAGGUAGCAGAGGUUCAACGGGCAGAGUUCAGCCCUGCCCAGUUCUCUGGUCCAAAGAAGAUUAGUCUGAACCACUUAUUGAACUUCACCUUUGAACCCCGUGGCCAAGCAGGUCACUUUGAUGGGAAUGGACAUGGCAACUGGGGGAAAAGGAACAAAUGGGGACACAAACCCUUCAACAAAGAGCUCUUCCUACAGGCCAACUGCCAGUUUGUGGUGUCUGAGGAACAGGACUACACAGUGAACUUUGCUGACCCAGAUACCUUGGUCAACUGGGACUUUGUGGAGCAAGUGCGAAUUUGUAGCCAUGAAGUGCCCUCCUGCCCAAUAUGCCUGUAUCCACCUACUGCAGCCAAGAUCACCCGUUGUGGGCAUAUCUUCUGCUGGGCAUGCAUUCUGCACUAUCUCUCCCUGAGUGAGAGAACCUGGAGCAAAUGUCCCAUCUGUUAUGGGUCUAUUCACAAGAAGGAUCUCAAGAGUGUUGUUGCUAUGGAAACACGCCAGUAUGCAAUUGGUGACACCAUUACAAUGCAGCUAAUGAGAAGGGAGAAAAGUGUUUUGGUAGCAUUGCCCAAAUCCAAGUGGAUGAAUGUAGAGCACCCCAUUCAUCUUGGAGAUGAGCAGCACAGCCAAUUCUCUAAGCUGCUGCUGGCAUCCAGGGAGCAGGUGCUGCAGUGGGUGAUCUUGGAAGAGAAAACCGCAUUACUACAACAGUACGAGGAGGAAAAAAACACCCCUGAAGCUUGCUUUAUUGAGGCAGCUAUCCAGGAACUGAAGCAUCGAGAGAGGACUCUAACUUCAUUGGACCAGAGUAGCAAUAGCGACGUCGCAGGAGCCACAGCAGCUGUAGAAGAAUUGGUCCUGAUGGAACCUUCUGUGACCAGGGAGCCUGCAGCUUCCCAGGAGAAAAAGCAGUGUGUUCUGGAAUAUCUUUCUGCGUUUGAUGAAGAGAUGGUGGAAGCCUGCUCCAAUUCUAGAAGCUCCUUUCCUCUUCCCCUGGAAGCAGAAGAGGAGGAGGUAGCUGAGGUGGACACUGAGGCAGUACCAGAUGUGAAUGCUACAAAAGAAACUAAUCCAUCAGAAAGUAACUACCAGGAAUCUAAAGUUACAGCCAACAGUGGACGUUUGAGCAACAACUCUCCUUUUUACUAUUUCUAUCAAGCGGAGGAUGGACAGUGUAUGUAUCUUCACCCUGUGAAUGUUCGCUGUCUUGUUCGUGAGUAUGGCAGCCUGGAGAACAGUCCAGAGAAGCUCACUGCAGCUGUGGUGGAGAUAACUGGCUACUCUAUGACAGAGGAUAUGCGACAGCGCCAUCGUUACCUAUGUCACUUGCCUCUCACCUGCGAGUUCAGCAUCUGUGAACUGGCUCUGAAGCCACCUGUCAUAUCAAAGGAGACCCUAGAGACAUUUUCUGAUGACAUUGAAAAGAGGAAACGCCUGCGGCAGAAAAAAGCUCGUGAUGAGCGGCGUCGGGAACGCAGAAUUGAGAUGGAGGAGAAUAAGAAGCAGGGCAAGUAUCCCGAGGUCCACAUUGCUUUAGAGAACCUGCAGCAGUUUCCUGCCUUCAGUGCUUGCUCAGGAGAACUCAUCAGCAGUGAUAACCAGAGCUCCUCUUUGUCCCUUCUUGGCAGAAGCUCUGUCUCUCUCACAGAGUCUGUCUCAACUCCAUUGGCAACUGCUGCUAGCCUGGCUAGCCCACCACUCUGUAUUGGAAGCCUGGAAGAAGAGUCUCCUUUACCCUCCUUUGCCCAGAUGUUGAGAGUUGGAAAAGCAAAGCCAGAAAUGUGGCCCAAAGCUGCCUCAAACACAAGAGAUCCGAAUACCCUGGCACCUCCUGUUCCAGUGGAUAGUGAUGGAGAGAGUGACAACUCUGACCGUAUGCCUGUGCCCAGCUUCCAGAAUUCCUUUAGCCAAGCUAUUGAGGCAGCCUUCCUGAAGUUGGACAAGCCAUCCACAUCUGACCCCCUCUCUGAGGAAAAGGGAGGCAAGAAAAGAAAGAAACAGAAGCAGAAGCUGCUAUUUAGCACCUCAGUUGUCCACACAAAGUGAUGCUGCUGUCCAAGAAAGUUCUGUCUCCUGGUUUUCAUUUGCUUUUUGUUUUGCUGCUAUAGUUUAAGUAUUUAAGCUUGAACAGACUAAAUCCAUGUUUCUAGGCCUUGAGGGGGGGGAACUAUAGAUAUCCACUUUUUUUUAGCACCUUUAAUUGGUUUAUACAAAAUCAAAGUAUUAAGAGAAACUGGAACCUGGCAACUUUAGCCAAGGUUUCCAGUCUGUGCCAAGUCAGCUCUUUUGGCCCAUCAGCAGUUUGAAUGGGUUUUACUGCCAGUUUUUUUUGCAAUGUGGUGUCAUGUCAUUCAAAAAGCAGAGAAGCUGUACUCUCCCUACGAGUGUGUGUAUCGUGAGGAAACAGUACACAAGAUCUGGCAGUAGGUGCAGUUAGCUGUAAAGCAAAAUCCUUUUUCUUAGCAAGUGCAGUUGCCUCCCACUGGAAACAGGCAAUACUGAAGAGGUUCUUGUUUCUAGAUCAUAGUAGGAAGGAGGGUUCUUACUUUUUAAAAUGACAGGAGUAGCCCUUACUAACACAUUCUGGUGCUUAAGGACUAGAUCUAGAGUGGGAAUAAAGUCGAUCCUCAUUACCAAAUUCAAAUUACAAUACAUACAGGACUCUCUGCAUUUCAGAAUGAAUGUCAGGGAAUGACUUUGUUAUAGUACAAAGCAGCUAUGUUACUGUGUUAACAUGGAUGUAGUAAGACUGAUAUUUUAGCCAGCAUAGGUUACAAAGAGAAUUUCUUUGCCUCCAUGAUUUGGAGCAAACAUUCCACCCUAGAGUCUUUAAAUAUGCUGGGUGGGUUUUCUGAGAUCAGAUGAAUAAGUGGUAUCCAAAAUCUGCAGAAUUAACCCCACAGCAAGGAGCCAGGCUGUCCUGUCCUGUCGGAACAGGGACCUCAUUCUGCUUUGUGCAGGGAUGCAAGUUGGAUUGUACUAGGCUCAUCUUACUAUAAACCUUUUUCUCCCCUCCCCACCCACUUUUUUUUUUUAUUGGAGCGGUUUCAUUCUGCACUGCCUGUGGUUUAAUUUGAAGCUAAUGCAUUAAUUGGUGUGGAUUUUCAUUAAAUAAAAUGAACAGUAGGUGUAAUGUACCAGCAAAGGCAAACAGUUGCAAUAAAUCAUAUGCACAAUUGGAAUUGUAGUGCUGGGGGAGGGGCAGGAGUCCUUCCUCUGCUGUACUCUAUCCCAUUUGUUAA